Molecule: messenger RNA, 1614 nt
Organism: Ilyonectria robusta
Lineage: Eukaryota; Fungi; Ascomycota; Sordariomycetes; Hypocreales; Nectriaceae
Product: general substrate transporter
Exons: 4
Coding region: 1-1614 (537 amino acids)
Biological process (GO): carbohydrate transport; transmembrane transport
Cellular component (GO): membrane
Molecular function (GO): carbohydrate:proton symporter activity
Source: RefSeq, a predicted model, not a curated record
AUGGCUGAUUCAACUAUCAAUCGCACUCAGACUUCCACCUGGGCCAAACAAAAAUGUUUGAUCGCUUGUUGCAUUGUCGCAAUAGCUAAUAUGCAAUAUGGCUUUGACAGUGCUGCCAUUGCCGGGCUCCAAGCAAUGCCUGGAUUUUUGAAAGUGUUCGGGUAUGAAGACCCGGAGAGCCCAAUCGGAUAUAAUAUUACGAGUACCGUCCAACAACUAAUUAUUUCCGCAUUCGUCUUGGGGGCUUUUAUAGCUUCUCUAGUGGCUGGCCUUUUUGGUACCUUCCUCGGCCACAAGCGUGGCCUGUGGCUUGCUUGUCUGAUCAACUUUGCUGCAUGCGGAAUCCAAGCUGGAACAAGCAGCAAAGGACUUCUGUACUUUGGUCGACUACUUCUUGGGUUCUCAAACGGGUUUUAUGUCACCUUUUCGAAUUCCUACAUCGCAGAGGUGGCUCCCGCUCACUUGAGAGGUCUACUUGUUGCCUUAUAUGCCUGUUGGAUGAAUAUUGGGCAGAUCCUUGGAAGUGUGGUGGUUAAUUACACAAAGGACAGGAUGGGUAAAAGUUCCUAUCAAAUUCCGAUUGCUUGUCUCUGUAUUGUGCCUUUACUUCUCAGUGCAGGGCUCUUUUUUGUUCCGGAGUCCCCUCGGUGGCUCCUCCAUAGGGGGAAAGAACAGCAAGCAAGAUUGUCAUGGGAGGUGUUAAGGGCACAUUCUGCGGCCCCUGAAUGUUUGAAUUUCGAGUGGAUGGAAAUUAUUACAGGGGUAGAGGAAGAGAAAAGUCUUUCAAAGAACGUUGAGGGGCUUGAAAUGUUCAGAGGAGCAAACCUCCGGCGCACCCUUCUCUGCUAUGGUGUUAUUGGCUCCAUGAACUUUUCUGGAUGCUGGUUUAUUAUCGCUUUCCAAACUUACUUCUUUGCUAUCGCUGGCAUAUCCAAGUCAUUUCGGUUUACCAUCAUGAACACAUGCCUUGGUUUACUAGGUGUGUUCUGUGGGAUGUAUGCUAUUUGGCAACUCGCUGGUCGGCGUGUUGUUUGCAUGGUCGGUUACCUGGCUUGUGCAUUGUGCUUUCUCUCUAUGGCCAUCGCUGGAACCGUGAAGGCUACAGGUAACGAGGUUGGCGAUGCCAUUGUUGCAUUCGUUGCGCUCUACAUGUUCUUUUAUAAUGGAUGUCUGAACUCAACAAGCUACACUCUUGCGACUGAGCUGGUGAGCUCUAGGCUCAGGGUAUGGACAGUGGGUACUGCAACUAGUUUCGGCUGCGUAUUGAGCUGGGUGACCUUAUUCAUCACUCCAUAUUUCAUUAACCCUCAGGACCUGAAUUGGGGCCCCAAAUACGGUUAUAUCUGGGCUGGCCUCAAUUUUAUUUACGUUCUAUUCUACUACUUUUUCGUUCCUGAAACGAGAGAUCGGUCGCUGGAAGAGCUGGACGAGCUCUUCGAGAAGCGAGUAGGCGUCAAAGAAUUCCAAACUUAUCAGACCACUGUGGGGAAUGAAGCCUUGGGAAACAUUCGAGCGAAGCUGGGCCCGAGCAGUCUCAUAGGUCAAGAUGAUAUCACAAAUGACAAAAAUGGGGGUACGACUACUACGGUAGUUGAGAGUACCAAUGUGGUGUAG